UUUAUAUGGAGGAACCCACAGCUUACCUCCCAUUUCCACAAAUCAGAUUCACCCUGUCCCUUCCUCUCUCCCUUUAUUUAUCCAUGUCCAGUAGCAGAGAUGGAGAAGAAAAGUGUGUGUGUGUGUGUUGAAUUGAAAUUAUCAUGGGUGGUAAUAACUACAGAUUCAAAUUGUCAGAUAUAAUACCCAAAGCUACCUGGUUUUACAAACUCAAACAAUCUCCUCCCUUCAACACCAAACAAAAUUCUUCACCAUCAAACCCUAGAAAAUCAUACUACUUCACUCGUGAUCUUAAUAAUCCUUCAUCCAUCACCACUCACCUACCAACCAAAUCAUCUCCUCUCUGUUCCGAAACCUCCAUGGAUGUUCGCCAGAUUUCUAGCGCCGACAACAAAUUUGACGAGUCAGGUCAAAUAUCUCACUCGCAACUCCCUCCGAUUAUCACCAGGCCGAAUGAGAAAUUCAAGCAGCGGGAGAACAGGAGGUCGAGCGACUCGAAAACGGAUGACGAUAAUGAUGAUGGAUCGGGAACAGUAAAGGCGACGAGGAAGGAAAAGAAGAGUAGAGCAAUGAGGAGGUAUGCAGGGGUGAAGGUAAGAGUUCACUCUCCUCGAAUUGGGAGUAGAAAUCGAGAAAUUGAGAAUGAUGGAGGAGGAGGAAGAAGAAGAAGAUUACUGGAUAGUUUAGCGAUUGUGAAAUCGUCGUACGAUCCGCAGAAGGAUUUCAGAGAAUCAAUGAUGGAGAUGAUAGUUGAGAACAACAUUAGAGCACCGAAGGAGUUGGAGGAUUUACUGGCCUGUUAUCUUGCUCUGAAUUCGGAUCAGUAUCACAAUCUGAUUAUCAAAGUUUUCAAGCAAAUAUGGUUUGAUCUAAAACAACUUGGCAGCUCAAACUAGAUAUUAUUUUAAAA
Molecule: messenger RNA, 910 nt
Organism: Carica papaya (papaya)
Lineage: Eukaryota; Viridiplantae; Streptophyta; Magnoliopsida; Brassicales; Caricaceae
Product: transcription repressor OFP1-like
Biological process (GO): negative regulation of DNA-templated transcription
Molecular function (GO): DNA binding
Source: RefSeq, a predicted model, not a curated record